AUGCGCGGGGGGGACCGCGCCGCGCCGGGCUGCGCCGGGCUGAGCCGGGCUGAGCCGUGCUCGGCCGUGCCGAGCCGUGCCCCGCCGCCCCCGCCCGCCCCCGCACCGCCCCGCACGGCAGCGGCGCCUCCGGGCUUCACCGCCCCAGCCCCGCAGGCUCCUUCCCCGCACUGCUCUCUGCUGGGGUGCUCACGGAGCUCUUCGGGGCUGUCCCACCUUCCUCUGCAGAGGCAGCAGGAGCGACGCCGGCAGAGGGCUCGGCAGCAGGAGCUGCUCCCGGCAGAGAUCCUGGGCAAGCACCCGCUGCAGAACAGAUGGGCGCUGUGGUUUUUCAAGAAUGACAAAAGCAAGAUGUGGCAAGCAAACCUGCGCCUUGUCACCAAAUUCAACACUGUGGAGGACUUCUGGGCGCUGUACAGUCACAUCCAGCUCGCCAGCAAGCUCACAGCUGGCUGUGACUACUCCCUCUUCAAGGAUGGCAUUGAGCCCAUGUGGGAGGACAGCCAGAACAAGCGUGGUGGGCGCUGGCUCAUCACCCUGGCCAAGCAGCAGCGGCACACCGAGCUGGACCGGUUCUGGCUGGACACACUGCUGUGCCUCAUUGGGGAGAUGUUUGAUGAGUACAGCGACGAGGUGUGCGGGGCCGUCAUCAACAUCCGCACCAAGGGGGACAAGAUUGCCAUCUGGACCCGGGAAGCGGAGAACCAGGAAGGGGUCACCCACAUUGGGCGUGUCUACAAGGAGCACCUGGGUCUGUCACAGAAGGUGGCCAUUGGCUACCAGGCUCAUGCGGAUACGGCCACCAAGAGCAGCUCCCUUGCCAAGACCAAGUUUGUGGUGUGA
Pseudopodoces humilis (Tibetan ground-tit) is the source of this 843-nucleotide messenger RNA. The record is from RefSeq and is a predicted model, not a curated record. NCBI's taxonomy places the organism in Eukaryota, Metazoa, Chordata, Aves, Passeriformes, Paridae.